Microdochium trichocladiopsis is the source of this 552-nucleotide messenger RNA. RefSeq lists its product as uncharacterized. The record is from RefSeq and is a predicted model, not a curated record. Gene Ontology annotation, biological process: rRNA processing. Gene Ontology annotation, cellular component: small ribosomal subunit; Mpp10 complex; small-subunit processome. The transcript is spliced from 2 exons. The coding region runs from base 1 to 552 and encodes 183 amino acids. Gene Ontology annotation, molecular function: snoRNA binding; rRNA binding; structural constituent of ribosome. NCBI's taxonomy places the organism in Eukaryota, Fungi, Ascomycota, Sordariomycetes, Xylariales, Microdochiaceae.
AUGGUGCGCAAGCUCAAGCAUCAUGAGCAGAGACUUCUGCGCAAGACAGACUUCAUCACCUGGAAGCAGGACAAUGACCACAGAGAUGCGGCUGUCAUCCGGCGUUAUAUGAUCCAGAAACCUGAGGACUACCACAGAUACAACAAACUGUGCGGUUCUUUGCGCCAGCUCGCACAUCGUCUCACCCUGCUUCCCCCGGACAGCCCUGUUCGGCGCAAGCACGAGGAGCUUCUCCUCAACAAGCUGCUUGACAUGGGCAUCUUGCCUACGGCCUCCAAGCUCAGCCAGGUCGAGCACGGUGUCACAGUCUCUGCCUUUGCCCGGCGGCGACUCCCCGUCGUCAUGACGCGUCUGCGCAUGGCCGAGACGGUCUCCGCGGCUACCAAGAUGGUCGAGCAGGGCCACGUCAGAGUAGGCACCGAGACCGUGACGGACCCGGCGUUUUUGGUGACGAGAGGCAUGGAGGACUUUGUCACGUGGACUGUCGGCAGCAAGAUCAAGCGCAACAUCAUGAAGUACCGCGACAAGCUCGACGACUUCGAGCUGUUGUAA